ACUCAAUUGUAGACAGAGGAUCGUCCAUUUGGCUGUGAGACACUGAUACAAGAGAGGAGAAGAGGAGAAGGAGGAGGCUGCGUCUGCAAGCCAGAUUUAGGCGUUUGGACCGAGAAGGCAAGAGCGCAGGUAGUCAAGUCUUGUUGGACUGAUUACACGCAACCUGCUCCCUCGUUCAAUCGUCUAAUUGAUGAUUGACCUCGGGCCUGGGAAGUAGUGAAUCAAGCCUGCGACGGUGCGCAAGGAAGGAUGCCGUUGCAUCGCCUGUACACAUGAAACUCAAACCCUACAGGAAUAAUGGUCUCGUGCAGCGAUCGCUAUGCCAUUGCCGGGUGAUGAUCGAGAACGAGAUUCACAGAUUGUCAAAAGUUGGAUCGAUAGAUGCUGAGUGCGAGCGAAGUAGCUUGUGAAUCAAAAUGGCUCCGGGAUCCAGCUCGGGGACGGAGAAGGUGAAGGCGAGCAACGAUUAUAUUGCUGGAGUUGCAGCUGGGGUGGCGACGGUGCUCAUUGGACAUCCUUUUGACACCAUCAAGGUCAAAUUGCAGACUCAGCGAAGGAACGCUCAGGCUUCUCAAUAUCGGAAUGGGGUCCACUGUUUAAUGCAGAUUGUUCGUGGAGAAGGGGCGAGAGGACUAUACAGAGGAGCCACACCUUCUUUCGUCGGCAUGUCUUUGGAGAGCGCCCUGCUCUUUGGCAUAUACACACAAUUGAGAAGUACAUUCCAGGCAGGAGAUGAGAAAUCGCCACUUCUGUACUCUGUUCUGCCCGCUGGAUUUCUAGCUGGAGCAAGUGUUAGUACAGUUCUCUGUCCCACAGAGCUGGUCAAGUGUCGACUCCAAGCGCAAGUCAAGCGAGGUAGUGCAGGUGGCCGCAGCCUCAAAGUAUACGACGGGCCUGUAGAUUGUGUUUUGAGGACAUUAAGAAGUGAAGGAGUGCAAGGUCUAUUUCGUGGAUUGACGGCGACUUUUGCAAGAGAAGCGUUCGGGAAUUCAGCAUUUUUUCUCACUUAUGAGUUUACUCGGAGUCACAUGCUGUCACGCUUAGGCCUCCAAACGAACAGGGUUGUCAAGGACAGAGAUGAAGCUCUGGUGGAAAGGGGUAGCACGAGCUCAAUGUAUACGAACCACCUGAUGGAGGCUGGAGUUGGUAUCGCGAGUGGAGGGCUUGCAGGAAUAGCGUUCUGGCUUGUUGUACUGCCUAUCGAUGUUGCUAAAACACGGAUACAAAUCUCGGAGGAAUCACAUCAAAGCCGUAACCCGCUUGUACAUUUGAGAGCUAUACACAAGGACUUGGGCAUACGAGGACUGUAUGCAGGCUUGGGUCCUACAUUGAUCAGAGCUUUCCCGGCAAAUGCAGCAUCUAUUGUAACUUGGGAAGUUGUUUCCAAAUUCUUGGCAGGAAAUUUUUAAUUGUAAAGUUUUGCCAUGCUUGCAACCAUUUUUUGGCCCUGUAAU
Marchantia polymorpha subsp. ruderalis is the source of this 1454-nucleotide messenger RNA. The record is from the annotation of a GenBank genome assembly. NCBI's taxonomy places the organism in Eukaryota, Viridiplantae, Streptophyta, Marchantiopsida, Marchantiales, Marchantiaceae.